Messenger RNA from Zea mays, 1610 nucleotides. RefSeq lists its product as uncharacterized. The record is from RefSeq and is a predicted model, not a curated record. The transcript has 3 exons. NCBI's taxonomy places the organism in Eukaryota, Viridiplantae, Streptophyta, Magnoliopsida, Poales, Poaceae. The coding region runs from base 253 to 1446 and encodes 397 amino acids.
AUGGCCUUCUGUCGCCGCGUUCUGCGGCGCCCGAUCGAUCGGAGGUUUACUGUUGCGCGAGCUAGCUGCGGACGCAACGCAAGCAUGCAUGGCCUCGCCUAUAAGUGGAUGGAACGGCACCGGUCCGGUCAGAUUGAGCUAGCUCGUCGUCCCGGGUGAGCACCCGCUCUCGAUCGACGUGUAGCUAGGAAACCAGAGCAGAGCUGACUGGCCUAUACAUACGUAGGCUACGAGGGGGUCGGAUAACCGGAGAUGGCGAUCGAUGAGCGGAGCGUGCACGGCGGCGCCGCACUGGUCCUGCGGCUGCUGGUCUGCGUCGUCGCGGCGCGGGCUGUCUCGGCCGUCGCCGAUGGUCCUCUGCUGAACGGCAACUUCGAGGACCCGCCGAACCAGUCCCAGAUGAGCGGGUCGGUGGUGACCGGGGAGCACGCGGUCUCCUACUGGAAGACGUCCGGCCACAUCGAGUUCAUAUGCUCCGGCCAGAAGCAGGGGGACAUGGUCCUGACGGUGCCGGACGGCUCGCACGCGCUGCGGCUGGGCAGCGGCGCCUCCAUCCAGCAGCAGAUCAGCCUCACGAAGGGCCUGUACUACUCCCUCACGUUCAGCGCGUCGCGCACCUGCUCCCAGAACGAGAUGCUCAACGUGACGGCCGCCCCCGUGUCCGGCUCCCCCGCCCAGACCGGCGAGCUCCCCACCCAGACGGUGUACACCAGCAGCGGCUGGGACUCCUACUCCUGGGCCUUCAGGGCGGAGGCCGGUCUCAUGUCCAUCACAGUCACCCACAACUGCGGAGAAGAGGAAGAUCCCGCGUGCGGCCCCAUCGUCGACGCCUUUGCCAUCAAGACGCUCAGCCAGCCUGAGGCCAGCCAGAAUAACAUGCUGAGGAACGGGGACUUCGAGGAGGGCCCGUACAUCCCGCCGGACUCGCAGUGGGGAGUGCUGGUGCCGCCGGUGGACGAGGACGACGUCUCCCCGCUGCCCGGGUGGAAUAUCAUGGCGUACAAGAAGUCGGUCAAGUACAUAGACUCGGCGCACUUCGCGGUGCCGCGCGGCGCGCGCGCCGUGGAGCUGGUGUCCGGCGUGGAGACCGCGCUCCUGCAGGAGGUGUACACCACCGUGGAAGGGAGCUGGUACAGGCUGGAGUUCUCGGCCGGGGACGCCGACGGGUGCGCGUCGUCGUAUGAUGACGGCUCCUCGUCCGGGAUGAAGGUGAAGGCGUACGCGGGGACGGCCGAAACGACCGUGGACGUCGAUUUCCGCGACGCCGGCGGUUCCAAGCGCGGGAAGAUCGAGUUCAGGGCCACCGCCAGCCCCACCAGGGUGGUGUUCGUCAGCUUGGGCUACCACACCAAGUCCGACAACAGCGGCACGCUCUGCGGUCCCGUCGUAGACGACGUCUCGCUUGUCCCCAUACCGCAGCCGUAUGCUCGCCGCCUGCUUCUAUAAGGCCUAACUCAUGCUGCGUCUUUUUCUUUUUCUUUUUCUUUUUUGUAGAAGUACCCAUGCAGCUUGGCCGCUUGGGUAAUGGAGAGUGUGACUGUGCUGGUUUACUGGCCCAUUUUGGCUUACCUUAAUUUUGCACUACUACAUUUAUUCGUUUUUCUAGCUCA